This is a messenger RNA of Melanotaenia boesemani (Boeseman's rainbowfish), 3288 nucleotides long. RefSeq names its product tumor necrosis factor ligand superfamily member 10-like. Gene Ontology annotation, molecular function: tumor necrosis factor receptor binding. The record is from RefSeq and is a predicted model, not a curated record. The transcript is spliced from 6 exons. Gene Ontology annotation, cellular component: membrane. NCBI's taxonomy places the organism in Eukaryota, Metazoa, Chordata, Actinopteri, Atheriniformes, Melanotaeniidae. Bases 132 to 971 code for a protein of 279 amino acids. Gene Ontology annotation, biological process: immune response.
UCCUCUUGCUUACAGGGACGGGGAGGGUAAAAGUUAAGUUGGAGUCAGCUCUCAGCCAUUGUUCUUGUUCUGGAAACUUUGGGAUCGGGACAGGACGGCGCUGGUCGGGUACCGGACGGCGGUCUGUCGUUAUGACGGGCUCCUGUCCGAAGCUCGGUGUCCUGCUGUUGGUGGCGGUUCUGCUGCAGACAGUGGUCGUCACCAUCACCGUGCUGCACUUCACUACAGCUCUCAACUCGAUGAAAGAGACUUUUGCCCGGAGCAGCGUUUCCUGUUUGACGGGCUCAGAUCUGCAAAGCAUCACGGCUGUGCGAGGAGAUCCAUGUUGGCAGGUCACUCAGCAGCUUCACCUGCUCAUCGAGAAGUCGCUGUCUCAGCGUUACCAAAGGCAGAUUUCUUCUGCAGUGAAAGAUGAAGUAUCUUGGGUGCUGCCCUCACUUGUGAUGGAGGACAAUGCUUCGGCUCGCCUCAAAGUUGCAGCUCAUGUCACAGGCAGUUUUAUGCCCAAACUGGUGCGAGAAGAAGCUCCGGUCUACGCUGGGCGACGAGUUCAAGGCCAGAAGAUCUCUUGGUGGGAGGGCCAUAAGGAGCCGGCAUUCCUCCAGGAUGUCCAGCUGGUGGACGGGGAGCUGGUGGUGUCACAGCCUGGCCUUUACUACAUCUACGCUCAGACCUACUUCAGACACGCCCACUCCCUGGAGGAGGAGGGCGAGGAGGCAGAGGACAGGGGGAAACCCCUGCUGCAGUAUGUCUACAAAAAGGUAAGCUCCUACCCAGUCCCUAUCCUGCUGAUGAAGACGAGCCGGACUUCUUGCUGGUCCCGGGGUUCAGAUUACUCUCUCCAUUCUGCCCACCAGGGGGGGCUGUUCCCACUCAGCGCAGGCGACCGUCUUUUUGUCACUGUGACCAACGCCUCUGCUGUGGACAUGAAUGAGAUGAGCAGCUUCUUUGGGGCAUUUCUCAUCAGUUAGAGGCUCACAGGCAGGACUCGGGAUCGGAAGUCAGUGUGACGAAAUCUUCCAAGAGGUGCAACAUGUUUUUUGUGGAAUGCGUCUACUUGGAAAAACUUCAAACUGCUGCAACAUCUAAACUUUAUGGGAAAGUCUGUCCCUGUAUAUAUAUCCCAAACUCAAAACCAUUGACAACACUGGUUGGAGACAAGACAUAUGAGAGCUAAUCACACUCAGCAAACAUCUCUACAUGAGUGCAUAAAAAUAAGAAUGGAUUUGAAAGAGGUCACAGUUUUCAUCACACAAAUAUUCUCAAAUUUAACUUAACUUUUCUGGGCUUAAAUCAUUUAAAGUUUUACCUUAUUGUAAAGACGACUAAUUAGGCUUUUUUUUUUUUUACAAUAUGUAAUACAACACCAGCUAGUAUUAAAGGGUAGAAAUGAUCAGCCCAACACAAAUGUCCUUACUUUUUGUGCUAAUUUUUUUGCUUAGUAAAGCCUGAAAGUAUUUGAGCAUAAAACCCUGAAAUUAACAAAGAGAAGACAGUUGAAGCAUCACAUUUUAAAUCAAGCCUUAGAUUCCAACAAAUGCAUAGCAGUUUGUUAUCUACAAGGAGCUGUGAUUAAAUCAUUUAAGGGUUCGUGUGCCCAUCUCAGACAACACAUAUUACACUGUAAAAACUGAAUUUGUCAGUCACGUGUUUGCAUUAAACCUGUGACUAUUUGAAUCCAUUUACAGAAAAGUUGGGGAUAGCGAUGGAUGUACAUAUUGUUCUAUAGGUUUUUUUUAUUUGAAUUUUCUGAGAAGCCUUCAGCUAUGAGGUCUGGAGCUUAAUUUUCUGUCACAUGAUUAAUAUAACUGGUGGAAGUUUGAGCAUAGAGACAGUUUAUAGUCAUGCUUUUGGCUGCAUUUGUUCACAACCGGAUUUCAAGAUUAACUUUGUCUCCUCCUUCAUGAGUUUUAGAGUAAAAUUUAAAACAACUGGUGUUCAAGUCAGACUUAGCGGUGUGUUUUUGUUGGCAGCAGCAGUGCAGUCUCUCUCUCUGCUGCCGGUCUUCGAGUGCUUUGGCGUAUUCGCUACAGAAUCUCUCCAAGUGAUGUAUUUAACACUCCCUAACGGUUGGUAUUCAUGUAGUGUUAGAUUAACUGCAGAUGGAUCUUGCAGACUUGGAAAAACAGUCAUUCAUGUCAGCAUCCAAACAGCAGAAAUAUGUAUUUCUUGUCUUAGAAGUGCUGCUGUCAUCCGUAUGGUGUGAUGAAUUGUUUCAGAGAACACUAAAGUAAAUCCACAGAUAAUACACUUGGAAACAAGGCAAAAAUGACGAGUUACACAGGAGUUUUUAUAAGAAGUUGUAUUUGUGAAUGAAACUGACUUAGUUUGAAUAUUUGUUUUCAUAAAAUCACUUUACAUGAUUAAGUGUUUAUAUAUGAUCUCUUAUCACCUACAUACUAGAUUUUGGCUCAUUGUUUACAAAAAAAUAAGUUUGAGAGGAUUUUUUAGUGAUUUAUUUGAUCCUUUUAAUGCCCUAAAAAAUUUAAAAUGUGAGCUGAUGCAGAACAAGACCACAAGAGCUGAGCCAAUCAGAUCACACUAGGCUACUCUGGAGGGUGAGGUUGUGUUUUAUAAUAAAGAAGCUAAUAACACUCAGCUAACGGUUUCGUGGAGAAUUUAAGCAACUUUCAGCCACAUCGUUGGACCAACUUCAGCGAAUGGAGGUGCAUUACGUGACAAUGAAGUCUCACAUCAAAGUAACAUGAAGGCAACUCAUCCAUCAUAACAAAAAACAGCACAAAGAGACUUUAUCAGCUAAUGGAGGCCACAAGAUGCUGCUGAAACCUGUUCUUGUUCUCAAGAAUCCUUAAAGCAUUGAUGACACAAAUAUAUGUGUCACUGUAGCUCUGUUAUAAGACAUCACUGUUUAUCAUUAAUUUGUCUUUUUUCUUUUCUUUUAUCCUGGGACCAAACAUGAUGUUAAAUGAAUGUGAUGCGUUAAAGUUUAAUGUGAUUAUGGAUAAAUCUGUCAUUCUUCUUUAAAACAUUGGAUCAGACUGAGACACCGAUGUGAGUUCAGCCUGCAACUUUUAACUUUUCCGAACAGACAGUGUCCACCUGCAGUGACUUUUCAUUAUCUGGUAGAGCUGAAGACAUGAAGGGCAUCAAAAAGACACAACUGCUCACAAAUCAGGUUAUUUCAAUUUUGAGAAAUUGAAUUGUCAAGGCAGAAAAGAGCGGUUUCAUGUUUCCAACAAAUUCUGACUCACUCUACCAUCUGAAUGUGAAUGUAAAUAAAACCUUUUUGAAUGUGUAAAUGUGUGAAAUAAAGACACUGUAAAAGAA